AUGGAGGAAACUGCUCCUGUCAGCCGAAAGGAGGAAACUGCUCCUGUCAGCCGAAAGGAGGAAACUGCUCCUGUCAACCGAGUGGAGGAAACUGCUCCUGUCAACCGAGUGGAGGAAACUGCUCCUGUCAGCCGAAAGGAGGAAACUGCGUCUCUCAGCCAAAUGGAGGAAACUGCGUCUCUCAGCCGAGUGGAGGAAACUGCUCCUGUCAGCCGAGUGGAGGAAACUGCUCCUGUCAGCCGAAAGGAGGAAACUGCUCCUGUCAGCCGAAAGGAGGAAACUGCUCCUGUCAGCCGAAAGGAGAAAACUGCUCCUGUCAGCCGAGUGGAGGAAACUGCUCCUGUCAGCCGAAUGGAGGAAACUGCUCCUGUCAGCCGAGUGGAGGAAACUGCUCCUGUCAGCCGAAAGGAGGAAACUGCUCCUGUCAGCCGAGUGGAGGAAACUGCUCCUGUCAGCCGAAAGGAGGAAACUGCUCCUGUCAGCCGAGUGGAGGAAACUGCUCCUGUCAGCCGAAUGGAGGAAACUGCUCCUGUCAGCCGAAUGGAGGAAACUGCUCCUGUCAGCCGAAUGGAGGAAACUGCGUCUCUCAGCCGAGUGGAGGAAACUGCGUCUCUCAGCCGAGUGGAGGAAACUGCGUCUCUCAGCCGAGUGGAGGAAACUGCUCCUGUCAGCCGAAAGGAGGAAACUGCUCCUGUCAGCCGAGUGGAGGAAACUGCUUCUGUCAGCCGAAUGGAGGAAACUGCUCCUGUCAGCCGAAUGGAGGAAACUGCGUCUCUUAGCCGAGUGGAGGAAACCGCGUCUCUCAGCCGAGUGGAGGAAACUGCGUCUCUCAGCCGAGUGGAGGAAACUGCUCCUGUCAGCCGAAAGGAGGAAACUGCGUCUCUCAGCCGAGUGGAGGAAACUGCUCCUGUCAGCCGAGUGGAGGAAACUGCUCCUGUCAGCCGAGUGGAGGAAACUGCUCCUGUCAGCCGAGUGGAGGAAACUGCGUCUCUCAGCCGAGUGGAGGAAACAGCUCCUGUGAGCCCACUGGAGAAAACUGCGUCUGUCAGCCGAGUGGAGGAAACUGCUCCUGUCAGCCGAGUGGAGGAAGCUGUGUCUGUCAAUGUAUUGGGAAUUAUAGAUUUCUAUUUUGCAGUACACUGA
Pelobates fuscus (common spadefoot toad) is the source of this 1143-nucleotide messenger RNA. RefSeq lists its product as uncharacterized. The coding region runs from base 1 to 1143 and encodes 380 amino acids. NCBI's taxonomy places the organism in Eukaryota, Metazoa, Chordata, Amphibia, Anura, Pelobatidae. The transcript has a single exon. The record is from RefSeq and is a predicted model, not a curated record.